AUGAACAACUAAAAUGAUGAUUAUCUGCCUUCAUUGCUAAAGGAAUUUCAGGGAACCGAAAAUGCAGAGGGACAGUUAUCUGAAUAACAAAAAGUUAAAUUGGGGAACCUAGGUUUGAUGACUCCAAUGAGCAAUACAUUAACAACAGACUUCGAGCAAAUGACAUUGGACACAUCACCUAAAGAAAGCGUAGUUAAUCAAAAUAACUGUCUCAUUAUAGACACUAUUGAUGAAUAAGAAGAAAAUAUAUUCAAAUUAUAAGUACAAGGGACACUUAGUGCUUAGAAACAUUAAAGUUUCAAGGUACCUAGAGAAUAAAAACGAAAAUCUCCAAAGCAUAAAACAUGUGAACCUCACCUGACUGAACCUCUUGGUUAAGGAAUUGAAGAAAAUUAAGAUGCAAUUUUAGAGAUGCAAUCCCCUAGCUCAAAUGAUACUCCUUUACUCAAUGCUCAGACUUUAUAGGUUAUAAAGGAACUGUGGAAUUCAGAAAAGAAUGAGUCUGAGUAUUUCCAGGACAUCAUUGACGGUCAUUCCAUCCCUCAAGGCUUGUCUUAUGAUUAUAGUUACCUCAACUAACCGCUCUACUCUCCACCUCUUGAAUCUCAAAGUCCUCAAGUUAAAUUUGAGCCAGAUGUUGAAAUGGAUCUUUAGGUGACCUCUUUAGUAGAUUAACUUUGGGGAAACCAGAUUGUAAGCCGCAAAUUGCAGAAGAUGUUGGAACAAGGGACCUAGGAAUAGAAGGAAUUGAUCACAUAUAAGUUGGAACGCAUCAGUCCAUAAAUUGAGAAGGACGUAUUUGGCAAUUACGUGGUUCAAAAAAUCUUUGAAUGCACUAAUCAAAAACUACAAUUGAGGAUGUUUAACAAAUUAAAGUCCCAUUUCUAUGACUUGUCCAAGAACAAUUUUGGAUGCAGAGUGAUGCAAAAAUUGAUUGAAUACACCUAUAAUCGUGAAGAUUUGUAAUUGAUUGUACUAUAGCAAUUACAAUCUAACAUGAGAUCUUUAAUCUAUGAUUUGAAUGGAAAUUAUGUCAUUUUUAAGAUGUUGGAAACUUAUGAUAAAUUAAAAAUGGAAUUUCUCAUUCCCAUUGUAGAAGAAUCUUUUAACUACAUGGGCUAAUAAAUAUAUGGCUGCAAAAUUAUUCAUAAAGUUAUAUAAUAAUACACUCCACAACAAAUAAGUAGAAUAAUUAGAUUAUCUGUGUAGAAUUAUAGUAUACUGAGUUAAACUGAAUAUGGAAACUAUGUCUUAUAGCAUAUAUUAUAAUAUUGGAAACCAAGCUAAGAAAAGGGAUAUUUAGUUCAAUUAGUUAUAUAACAAUUUUACUAACUUAGUGUUAACAAAUACGCAAGCAAUACUGUUGAACGAGCCUUGGAAGUCUUAGGUAAGCAAGAAUUAGUGGCAAUAAUGAAUUGGCUUGUAUGUCGAAAUCCAAAUUAAUAUUCAAGUAAUUUCGUCAUCUUAGCCAAUCAUCAAUACGCUAAUUAUGUUAUAAAGAAAUUUUUAGUUUUGAGUGAUCAUAGUGUACAAAAAUAUAUAUCAGAUCAUUUAUAAUAAAACUAAUCCGAAUUAACAGCCAUCAAAUCGACUGUGCAUGGUAUCAUCUGA
Paramecium tetraurelia is the source of this 1611-nucleotide messenger RNA. RefSeq lists its product as uncharacterized. Gene Ontology annotation, molecular function: mRNA binding. The record is from RefSeq and is a predicted model, not a curated record. Gene Ontology annotation, biological process: post-transcriptional regulation of gene expression. The transcript has 7 exons. Lineage: Eukaryota; Ciliophora; Oligohymenophorea; Peniculida; Parameciidae. Gene Ontology annotation, cellular component: cytoplasm.